Messenger RNA from Phyllotreta striolata, 2805 nucleotides. NCBI's taxonomy places the organism in Eukaryota, Metazoa, Arthropoda, Insecta, Coleoptera, Chrysomelidae. The record is from the annotation of a GenBank genome assembly.
GGAGGAAGGUGGUUUGCGGGUUUAACAAUUUUCUUAUCAAAUUUAAAUGAAAUGAAUUGAAAUAGUAUUUAGUAACCGGGAUACGUGGAUAACACAGAAAUGCGAGGUUGGGUACAUUUACACUUUUGCCUACUAACUAUCCUAGUAAUUUGCCGGGAAAUUCAAGCAGUAGGAAAUUUAGAAACGCCAAAAAAUACAGUAAAAUUGCCUGCAUGCCGAGCUUGCAAAGUGUUUGUAGAAUCGUUUAAAAAGGGUUUGGAAAGGACAUCAAAAUUUAAAUUUGAAGGAGGAGAUGCGGCAUGGGAAGAAGAAAAAUUGGGAAGCUACCAAACCAGCGAGGUCCGGUUUGUAGAAAUACAUGAAAAAUUAUGCUCGGAAGUCCUGGAUGGCAAGGAAUCCUGCUACAAUCUCUUGGAGGAAUACGAGGAAACAUUAGAACAAUGGUGGUUUAAGGAUCAAAAAUCUAACCCAGACCUCUUUGAAUUCCUAUGUAUCAACACCUACAAAGUGUGUUGUCCAGAUUUACACUUCGGAAAAGACUGCACUCCUUGCCCUGGUUAUCCGGAUAAUAUUUGCAAUAACAAUGGUAAAUGCAAAGGAGCUGGUACCAGAAAAGGCGAUGGUAAAUGCCACUGUGAGAAAGGAUACACUGGGGAUUUUUGUAACAAUUGUUCUAAGAAUUAUUACCAAUCUUAUAAAGAUGAUAAGAAAUUAUUAUGCUCUCCAUGCCACGAGGCUUGUCUAGAAGGCUGUACAAAAGCAGGACCUUCAGGCUGCUUGAAGUGCAAGUCUGGUUGGUUCAAUGAUGAAACGAAGGGUUGUUUGGAUAUAAACGAAUGUGCGAGAUCGAAAAGUGUUUGCACCCCAUUGCAAUUCUGUGUUAAUACAGAAGGAAGUUAUCGAUGCCUUGAUUGUGAUAGAUCGUGUGCUGGGUGUACUGGAGAUGGGCCUGACAUGUGCAUCAAUUGUGCUAAUGGGUAUUUUAAAAAGGAUAACUUUUGUAUAGAUGCCUCGGAAGAGAAUAGGAAAUCUUUUGUGUCUGUGUCGAGAUAUUUGACCUAUUUGGGUUUGUGUAUUGCGACUUGUAUUAUAUUCAACAAGAAUACGUACGUAGCUGCCGUUGUAGGUUGCUGCGUGGCUGCUUACAUUACAAUUUCGGAAUACACCCUGAAUUCUGGAAUUCUACCAAAAGCAGAUUUAGAAAAGCAAGUGACUGACCAAGUGAGAAAAGCAUUUACAAAUAAUUAGGUUGUUUGGUUGCGUAGACGUCAUCAUAAUGUACACUAAGUAGUCUAAUCAUUUCAGGGAUUAGAAUAAAUUAUAUUUUCUACGAUGCGAUGAUUAUUAAGAUUGCAUCUUUUUAGUUUUUUCGAAUUUUGAUGUAUUGAUUUAGAGCACCUGUCAUGAUCACUAGAAAAAGUUUGUUGUAUAAUUUUGUAAUGAAUGUAUAUAUGGAGUUUUCUAAUGUAAAUUUUUACUACUACAAAAUAUAAUUAGAUUCAUUUUUUGGGGUGUGUCUGUAAUUACUGCCUUAUAGUAUUUUAUAGGUGUUCAUUCUCUUAACUAUCGUUCCAUACCAGUUAAAUUAAUAAUUACGACAUACCUUUAAUUGCUCAAAAAUGAUCAAGUAGACAUUGUAAUGGCCCGAUUCGAAGUGUAAAACUUUAUUUACAAUUACAAAUAUCUUUUGUAUCCCAAACAUAUUACUUUUAUCUGGAAAGUUUUUUCCUGACCUUUUGUGGUUCUUUUAGGCAUUGUAAUCCUAGAAUUAGCAGAUUUUUAUAACGACUUUUUUGCAACCUGCUUCAAAAAUCUUUAUUUAUCAUUAGCUACGCGCUUACCUGUAUAUUUAAUACAGUUCCUAUAUUAGUUGUAUGAUUGUGGACGAAUAUACAGGGUCUAUAGGAAAGUUGAUGGUGUAUUAUCAAUUUGUGUAUAUUAGAAAUAUCGAUACAUUAAUUUGAAGCAGGUUAUUCAAGCCUUAUUAAAAUUUAGAUUGUAUAUAACACUCGCCAAAUAUUAUCUUCUUAAUGCAAUAAACUAUAUUCUAAAUAACAGGGCUAGGUUUUAAUUAAAUUUAUACUAGGUAUUAUUUAUUUGAUUCACUUUUAAAUAAAACGCCUUUAAGCUAAGUGUUCUUGUUCGUUUGUAUUCAGAUUUUUUGUAAGUGCCAAGCGGAUAAUUCAUAGAAAUGUUAGUGUUAGAACGUUAGAAGUCUAGAUAAAAAAUAAUUCUUAAUUAGAUUUUUACAAGCUGUCUUAUCCUUGUUAAAUUUCAAACUGCCGUAAUAUAUGGGUAAGUGCAAAUUGGUCAAUUCUAUGAGUAGAACAAAGAAUUAUUAAAAUAAUAGUGGUUAGACUGAGAAAAAUGCGAUCACACAAUAUCACUCUUUUUCGUUUAUAUGAGAAUAAUGAAAGUUGUCUUUGCUGCACUCAUAUAGCGUACCAAUUUGCACUUAUCUGUAUAUUAGCAAACAUUUACACAAUUGAUUCUAAAUAGGUAACAUAAACAUACGAAUUCUGAAUAAAAUGUGUUAUACCGAGCGUCCUAGUUCGAGCGCUGCAAUCAGUAAAAAGAGAGAAUCAGUCGAACUGACAAAUGCAGGGUUCCAAGGUGACCGCUCUGUAUAGUCUACAUUUAAUAUUUUACGUCCAAAUAGAGGUCUAAGCAAAUGUGAUGAUGUUUCCGCAUUAUGUGGAAUAUGAAUUGUGAUUUUUAUAAUUUAUUAUAUUUUUUUUGUUUCCAUGGUUGUUUGAUUUUAAAUUGUGCGUUUUUGAAAUAUACUAUUCUCUUCACCAUUGAUGU